CUCCGGCACCAUCUUCGAAACAAAUAUGAAAGGCAGCCCUUAAUGGGAUCUGGUGAAACUCCAAGUCCGAGAAGCACUCGAGGAGUAUGGCGGUUUCGAGGCGUUGUUCGACAAACUCGCGGAGGUUCGAAAGGCGGUGUUUGGAGCCAUGGAAGAGCUCUUUGACCUUCCUUUAAAAACGAAACAGCUUUUCACUUCCGACAGACCAUUUGGUGGCUACCAUGAUGCUACGGCAAAACUACUGCGUGAAAGCGUGAUGAUCGAUGAAGCACAUGUUCCCGGAAACAUCGAUCGAGGCCUCACCAACAUCUUGUGGCCUCAAGGAAGCAUAAACUUCAGCAAAACUAUUGAAUCCUUUACACACUUAGCAGCGGGAUUAGAGAAGACGAUUAUGAGGAUGGUUUUGGAGAGUUUUGGCGUCGAGAAAUACACGGAUGAACUCAUCUAUGCCACUAAUUAUACCCUGAGGGCAAUUAAAUAUGGAAGGCCACAAACCGGCAACGAACCCACCCUUGGAGCAGAUGCACAUACUAACAAGAUUUGGAUAACUCUUUUGUAUCAAAACGAGAUGAAAGGAUUGGAGAUUCUAACCAAAGAUGGCGAAUGGAUCAAUAUAAAGCCAUCGCCAAACUCUUUCAUAAUCUUGAGCGGCGAGUCCCUUGGUGUAUGGUUAAACGUCCUAUUGUCUGUACCUUAUAAUCGGGUCGUGACGAAAGGAAACAAGGUAAGAUAUAGCAUCGCAGUUUUCGCAAACCCGAGAGGAGGCUACCCUGUAAAGGUUCCUGAAGAGUUUGUGGAUGGCAAAAAUGGCUUGCUCUUCAAACUCUUCGACUACGACGAAUAUCUGCAACAUUACGCUUCUCAGAUAGCAGCUCUAGGUGUUUUUACUGAACUUGAAGUUUACUGCAAGGUCUAAGAUUUUGGGCAUCGA
Molecule: messenger RNA, 931 nt
Organism: Hibiscus syriacus
Lineage: Eukaryota; Viridiplantae; Streptophyta; Magnoliopsida; Malvales; Malvaceae
Product: probable 2-oxoglutarate-dependent dioxygenase AOP1.2
Exons: 3
Coding region: 149-916 (255 amino acids)
Molecular function (GO): dioxygenase activity
Source: RefSeq, a predicted model, not a curated record